Messenger RNA from Indicator indicator, 3387 nucleotides. RefSeq names its product family with sequence similarity 83 member H (gene SACK1H). Gene Ontology annotation, molecular function: keratin filament binding. Gene Ontology annotation, biological process: positive regulation of cell migration; protein localization to cytoskeleton; intermediate filament cytoskeleton organization. The transcript has 4 exons. Lineage: Eukaryota; Metazoa; Chordata; Aves; Piciformes; Indicatoridae. The record is from RefSeq and is a predicted model, not a curated record. Gene Ontology annotation, cellular component: keratin filament. Bases 1 to 3387 code for a protein of 1128 amino acids.
AUGGCUCGUCGCUCGCAAAGCUCCUCGCAGGGGGACAAUCCCCUUGACCCCAACUACCUGCCCCCCCACUACAAGGAGUAUUACCGCCUGGCUCUGGAUGUGCUCACCGAGGAGGGCAAAGAGAGCUACCAGCGCUUCCUGGCAGAGGAAGCAGCCCCUGAUUUUCUUUGCAACUCAGAGGUGGAUCACAUCAUACAGAAUCUCCAGAAGCCCCAGUAUGCCCAUCAGGAAGGAAGCACAGAUACUGCAGGUGACAAUGACAUGGAUGGAUCCUCUGGGACUUACUGGCCCAUGAACUCAGACCUCGCUGUCCCAGAGCUUGACCUGGGCUGGCCAAUGGUGUUUGGGUUCAGGGGAACAGAGGUGACAACGCUCGUGCAGCCCCCGCCCCCGGACAACCCCAGCAUUAAGGAGGAGGCUCGCAGAAUGAUUCGAGCAGCUCAACAGGUGGUAGCCAUUGUGAUGGACGUUUUCACUGAUGUAGAUCUGCUGUUCGAGGUGCUGGAUGCUGCUGCUCGGAGAGUGCCUGUCUACAUCCUGCUGGAUGAAAUGAACUCUCAGCUUUUCCUGGAUACAGCUGCUAAGUGCAGAGUCAAUCUGAACUACGUGGAGUUCCUAAGGGUGAGGACAGUUUCUGGCCCAACCUACUACUGCCGCACAGGGAUGUCCUUCAAAGGCCAUGUGAAAGAGAAAUUCCUCUUGGUGGACUGCAUGGUGGUGCUGAGUGGCAACUACAGUUUUAUGUGGUCUUUUGAGAAGAUCCACCGGAGCAUUGCGCACAUCUUCCAGGGAGAGCUGGUAGCCAGCUUCGACGAAGAGUUCCGAAUCCUCUUUGCGCAGUCAGAGCCUCUCGUUCCUCCAGCCAACGUCCUGGCCAAGGCAGAGAACGCCUUUGUCAUGGCCCCUUUUGGCAACAACAUGCCUUUCUUUCCAAAGAAAGCUCCCCUGAUGUCAUUCCAGAGGGACGAGAGUCUCUUCCCUUCCUUCAUGGACCGCGUGGACCCUGACAGGUACUUCCUGUCCAACUUCCGCCGGGACGACAUGCUGCGGCACACCGUGGAGGGCUCGGCCAUGCGGAUGUACAAAAAGGUGGAGAUGGAGAAUUCCCAGAUGGACCCUGUCAGGGGCUUUCUCCGUUCCAAGCAGCUGGAGUUGGAUGCUUUUAAGAGACACAGUUUUGCAGAAGGGACCUUUGAGAACUUUGCUUCUUCUAAACAGUAUGCCAGACAGAUGUUCAUGAACAACAUGGACGAGUUCAAAAUCCAAGCUAGCCAUUUUCAGAAGGAUCAGUUCUACCAGUACCAGUUUGAACAUCCACAUCUUUCUGGCAGGCCUCAGGGACUCUUUGAGAGGCUCCGAGGCGGCAGGCCAGGAUUCAAUGAGCUGGAAGACUAUGGAGAGGGACCCAGAUACCCCGAACUUGACUCUGGUUUUCCACAGGAGGGUUUCCCCUUGAGGCUGGAUUAUGUGCCUUCAAAUUCUUCUAGGGAAGUGAGACACGGCUCUGAUCAGCUGAAUCCUGCAGGCAAUGGACCCAUGGGAAUGAUGUUAAGAAGGCAGAACAUAGGACAGAAAUUUAUUUGCCAGACUUCUCCAACACAGAAGCAAAGCCUGGAACAACGCCUGUUCUUGCAAGACAAAGAGGAGGACCAAGAUGAAGACAAAAACACCCAGGAGAACAGAACGGGUUUACGGAACUGGAGGAUCUCUUCGUACCUUAGUGCCUACCAGUCUGAACCAGAAGAAGGUCUUCCAAUGCCUAUGGAAUCAGAGGCAUAUAAUGAUAGUCUUGGGGAUACCCACACAAAGCACCCCACUGACCUCCUCCCAGCAUUCAAAUCUCCCCUAUCUUUUAACAGCAAGUCACUGGGAAUUGAAGGUGCCAAAGAAUUUGCAGAUCCUGAUCGAGUAGGUGAAGAAACUCCUAUGAUGAAACAAGAUGCCUUUAGGUCCAGAAUAAAUCCUCUGAUACAGAGGAGCUCGAGACUCAGGUCCUCUCUGAUCUUCAGUGCUGCCAAGUUAGAUCAGCCUAACACCACAAUAGAAAAGGUUCAGAUGAUCCAAAAAGAACAAAUGUCUAGUGAGGUGACAAAAGACAAUGAAACCAUAAAGACAGCUGCUUCGUCUAAAGUGGCAGAACUUCUAGAGAAGUACAAAGCUGUGGGCAAAGACACAGAGCGAGCCACGGUCACUCACACCAAAGCUGUUGCCAGCUAUCUACAGGAAGAAUCACAGAGUGCAGAGAAGAAGUGCACCAGGUCUGUGCAGUACAAGAUUCUCGAGAGCAGGGUGCUGGACUCCAAAGACUCCUGCAGUACUUACAAAAUGCACGGAGAGGCUGACAGACCAUUUGGAAUGGCCUCAUCGCCUCCCCAGCUCACCGACACCUUCAGUAAAGAUCCCCUAGCACACCUGAGCACCAAGGUGGACAAGUUAUCAUCUCGGUUUUACCCCAUAGACAAUAAACCUGCUCUGCCAGAGAAGGAGAGUCUGAUAUUUGUAGGAGACACUCAGAAACUGACCCUUCCAGACAAAAAGGAAAGAGUGACAUUCAAAGAAGACACCCAAAAAUUAGGCAAUAUAGAACCGAAGAAACCACAGCUUAGGCCAAGUCCCACAUCAGUUCUUGAAAGCUUAUCUAGAAGCCAAGGCUCUGACAGCUCCCUCAAUAAAUCUGAGGAAGACUGCUCAAAACAAGAGCAGAACCCCAUGGAAUUCCUACGGAAAGGGUCGCUCCGGCUGAAGCAGCUUUUGAACCCAAAGAGUGAGAAGAAACUGGAGGAGGAAUCUACUUCUGAGAGUGGAAAAUCUGACAAGCAGGGUGUGGCUCUCAAACGCUCUUCCAUAGGGGACAGUCAGGAAAUGAUGGAGGAAGAAAAACCUCCUAAAUUUGCAGCAGCACUCCCUGCCAAGAGCAGCCAGCCUGCACAGGGCAGAUUCCCUUCAUCCACAGCUAACAUCCUGUACAGCAGCAACCUCCGCGAUGACACCAAGGUGAUUUUGGAACAGAUCUCUGCAAACAGUCAGAAGAACAGAGCUGAACUGGCCAAGCAACUACCAUCCACCAGCAACCCUGAUCUUUCUAGGUCAACAGCGAGCUUGGAAAGGAAAGGGGAGAAGGAGAAGAGCUGCAACAUCCACAGGUCAGAGAGUUUUGGGAGCCAGAAGCGGAACCUUCAGCGGCAGCCCUCAGAGGACAGAGACACCCUCCUGAAAAAGAUGGAGAACAUGCGGAAGGAGAAGAGAGUCUACAGCAGGUUUGAGGUCUUCUGCAAAAAGGAUGAACACACGACCCAGAGUGAAGAAGAUUAUGACACGGAUGCCAAAGACAAGAAGAUGGGGAAAUUCAUGCCCAAAAUCCUGGGGACCUUCAAGACCAAAAAAUGA